Messenger RNA from Penicillium macrosclerotiorum, 420 nucleotides. RefSeq names its product aegerolysin family protein. NCBI's taxonomy places the organism in Eukaryota, Fungi, Ascomycota, Eurotiomycetes, Eurotiales, Aspergillaceae. Gene Ontology annotation, biological process: symbiont-mediated hemolysis of host erythrocyte. The transcript has 2 exons. Bases 1 to 420 code for a protein of 139 amino acids. The record is from RefSeq and is a predicted model, not a curated record.
AUGGAGUCCUUCGUCAUGGACAAGUACAACUCCCAGUGGGUUUCGUUCCAUAUCCGGGACCAUCUAGAGAACGGCGAGGUUUUAGUGCAGAACACCGUCAUCGAAGGCGGGGAGUUCGACAACCCGGGCGACCGUCGUAGGUCGCUCACCGAAGAGGAGAUCGACGAAAUCAAGAUCCCCUCGAAUGGUAUCGGCGAGAUUACCGCCCGUAGCCGCCGGGGUAGUGAGGGUCGUCUCGACUUGUUCCACGACGAUGUCAAGAUCUGCGAGCUCCAUUGGGAGAAUCGUGGAGGAGAAUUCCACAAUUUGGUCGAAGUGCUGGACAAUAGUGACAAAUACAGAGUCGAGUGUGGGGGAUGGAGCCCAGAGGCAGGACCUCUGGGCCAUGUUUUCGUGGACAUCACCUCGAAGAAAAAAUAG